GAUUGAGUUAAGAAUAAAUGAUGGAGGGUGAGUGAGUGUGAAGGGGGGCAAAAGCUAUGAUUGAGAGAAUUGGUACCCCUGACACCACCAUGUCAUGAUUGGACUUACACAACCCCCCUCCCCCUUCUCUUCUUUCUAUAUAACCCAUCUCAACUCUCUCCCAUUUCUCUCCAUCUGCAUCUUCUGCAUUAAUCCAUCUCUCUCUCUCUCCUGUUAGACAAGGCAUAACAACCUAAGCUUAUAUCAAGAAUUUAUAGAUACAUAUAAGCAUGAUGAUUCACCAAAGGGAAGAUCACUUGGGUCUAAGCCUAAGCUUGUCCUCUCCAGCAGAAACUCACAGGCCAUCAUCAUCUUCAUCGCCACUACAACUGAAUCUAGCACCUUCCAUGACAAGCCCACCUUUCAAUCUCUUCCACAAAAAAGAAACCUCAGAUGGGUUCGUUCUUGACGCAUGCAGAGUCGAAACGAGGUCGUUUCUCAAGGGAAUCGACGUUAACCGGCUACCGGCGACGACGGUGGACAUGGAAGAAGAAGCUGGCGUGUCAUCACCCAACAGCACAAUAUCAAGUGUGAGUGGAAAGAGGAGUCUGGAGAGAUCUGAGAAUGGUCAUGGAGAUGAUCUUCUAGAUUGUUCUAGAGGCUUGAUUAAUAGUGAUGAAGAAGAUGGUGACAAUUCUAGAAAGAAACUCAGGCUUUCUAAAGACCAGUCUGCUAUUCUUGAAGACAGUUUUAAGGAACACAACACUCUUAAUCCAAAGCAAAAGCUGGCCUUGGCAAAAAGACUGGGUUUAAGACCUCGUCAGGUGGAGGUUUGGUUCCAGAAUAGAAGGGCAAGGACUAAGUUGAAGCAAACCGAGGUUGACUGUGAGUUCUUGAAAAGAUGCUGUGAGAAUCUAACAGAUGAAAAUAGGAGACUGAUGAAGGAGGUUCAAGAACUGAGGGCACUCAAACUAUCCCCACAGUUCUAUAUGCAAAUGACCCCUCCCACAACCCUCACCAUGUGCCCUUCAUGUGAGCGUGUCUCGGCCCCUCCUUCGUCUUCCACCGGCCCAUCCUCCACACCCGUCGAGGCCCCUCGGCCCCACCAUUCGGGUUCUAGUCACCAUCGCGUCCCUUUUAAUCCAUGGGCCAUUGCACCUGCUGGUCACCGAUCAUUCGAUGCAGUUCGCCAUUGAUCAAGGAUGUUUUGGUCAUAAAAAUCCCGAAAAUGUGAUGGAGAAAUGAAGAAUUUUCACUAGGAUAUCAUAUUAAUAUUAUCAUUAUGGUUAUGUAAAUUAUCUAGGAUUUGGUGGUUGAAAUGUGAUCCGGUAGGGUCUUAUUAUGUUUUGUAGUAUUAAGACCCCCUGCCCUGUUUAAGUAAUUAGGGUAGGUUUUUAGUCUUUACUCUUUAGUAUCAAUGCUUCUUGCCUAUUUUAAGGGUGGAAGUCUUUGUUUUGGAAACUUGGGGAGGAGAACUUUGAAUGUAAAGUUAUCUCUAAUCAUUUAGUAUUAACUUGUUAAA
Daucus carota subsp. sativus is the source of this 1501-nucleotide messenger RNA. RefSeq names its product homeobox-leucine zipper protein HAT4. Gene Ontology annotation, molecular function: sequence-specific DNA binding; DNA-binding transcription factor activity, RNA polymerase II-specific. The record is from RefSeq and is a predicted model, not a curated record. Gene Ontology annotation, cellular component: nucleus. The transcript has 4 exons. Lineage: Eukaryota; Viridiplantae; Streptophyta; Magnoliopsida; Apiales; Apiaceae. The coding region runs from base 270 to 1175 and encodes 301 amino acids. Gene Ontology annotation, biological process: regulation of DNA-templated transcription.